AUGAGGAUUAGUGCUUGGGUCAUGCGAUUCCUGCAUAAUUCACGGAACUUCUCCAGCAAGACCAAGGGACCACUGACUACAGCUCAGGUUGAGAAAUGUCAGAUAUCGAUGUUUCUAGUCAAGAGAGCACAGCUACAGGGGAUGAGCCACGCCAAAUUUGACCAAGACCAAGAACAACAGAACCUGCAGCCUAGUGGAGAAGGUGUGUUGGAAUGUCGAGGACGGAUGCAGGGUGAGUACCCAGUAUACUUGCCUGACUCAGCUCUACUAGCAGAGAAGAUAGUGCAACGGGCUCACGUCACUACACUCCAUGGGGGAGUUGGUCUAACCAUGGCGAGAGUGAGAGAGAAGUUCUGGAUACCCCGUCUUCGGAAAUUGACGAAGAGAAUCGUGAAAUAUUGUAACGGAUGCAAACGCUCUCAAGCCGUAGCCUUUCCAAAUCCACCACCAGCACCCUUGUCAACAGAAAGAACGAAAGGUAACCGGACCUUUGCCGGACCUGUGAAAUACCAUGACAAGCGCAAGGAAGAGAAAAAGGCAUAUGUGGUGUUGUACUCCUGCAGUCUAACGCGCGGAGUGUUUCUGGAGGUGCUGCUCAGCUUGGAGACUACAGAAUUCAUCAAGAGCCUAAAACGGUUGAUUGCCAGAAGAGGACGAACGUCGAAAAUCUAUUCGGACAACGGUCAGACGUUAGUCGCAGCAGCCAAGUGGCUAAAGAAAGUAAAGAAAGAUGAAAGAUUUCACUCGUAUCUAAGUGAUCAGUCCAUCAUUUGGCAGUUCAACCUCAGCCGAGCACCCUGA
This is a messenger RNA of Stylophora pistillata, 801 nucleotides long. RefSeq lists its product as uncharacterized. Lineage: Eukaryota; Metazoa; Cnidaria; Anthozoa; Scleractinia; Pocilloporidae. Gene Ontology annotation, molecular function: nucleic acid binding. The record is from RefSeq and is a predicted model, not a curated record. Gene Ontology annotation, biological process: DNA integration.